AUGGCACCGCUCAGCAGCAUGGAUGUGCUGGUCAUGGCGAAGCGACUGCCCGGGACGGCUACGACGCGUACUUCGCCGCCGAACAGAGAGAGUAUGACGACUGAGGGCGGCUUUCUCGAGGCAUGGGCCCAAGGAUACAACGUUGGGAGCUUGAUCAUUCUAAUCUUGAUCGUCUUCUGCAACUACCGCUCUGGCAUGUGGCUUCAUAAGCUUAUUCUACUUGAGCUUGUUCUUGCCAUCUGGCACGGCACGUUCAUCUUCGUCAAAGACCCGGCAUAUGGCUGGUAUCUCAGCGCGACUGCAACCCUGCUCUUCAUAUCAUACUUCCUCCAUAACGUCGUCUCGUGGCUCAAGAUCCGACCUUUCUUGCCACUGUGGGGAUCUCGUUUCUUCAUCAUAUCGCUGAUCUGUGUCCAACCGUUUUGGAUAGCAGAGGCGUGGUCGAACUUUGCCUACUUCAAUCAGCUUCAGAACGGCUCCAAUAUCAAUCCUCGUACGAGACCUUGGGAGGCUCUGCUCCGCGAUCCUUGGUGGAUAUUUACGACAUGGAAGCUGAUACAUGCCAUCAAGAAGACCUACGCCUUCAGUCUGUGGACCCUUGUCGGUAUAAACAGGAGGUUUGGCGUGAUGCUGGCAUGCAUGCUACUUUCCAUCGUCUUCCUGCUUACCGAUGCUGCUGUCAGCGCUGCGAAAGUCACAGCCAGUAGCGGCAUCAACCCAUACUGGCGGUUCGCACUCGUCUUCAAGUGCGCAUCCGAUACUAUCUUCCUCGACGACUUCAAAUCCGUCCUAGACGACAUCGUCGCCCGCAAGUUCAGCUCCGCCAGUGACUCUGGGCGUCGCCGUUCAAUAACGGGCAUCGGCCGUCCGAAGAGCUCCCGCUCGACCUCCCGUAACGACGAGUUCAUUGAGUGCAGUAACCUGGAACGACCCGACAUUCUGCCGUCGCACGGAAGUCAGCCCAAGAUGAGCGCUCGGACGAAAUAUCGCUCGGUUUUCUCCAAGACCCAUAAUGUACCAGACGUUCCGACUAUUCAUAUACAAGAGCCUGAGAUCGAACAGUCAAGGAGUCCAAGUGAAGAUAGCUGGGAUAGCCAAGGUCCUGUAUUACCCAGACCGGCGCAUACGGUGUAUCGGAACCCAGAGUUGCGGGCGAGCGAAAGCGAUGGUAGCUUGCUGAUCGGCAGGCUUGUUUGA
Molecule: messenger RNA, 1197 nt
Organism: Alternaria rosae
Lineage: Eukaryota; Fungi; Ascomycota; Dothideomycetes; Pleosporales; Pleosporaceae
Exons: 2
Coding region: 1-1197 (398 amino acids)
Source: RefSeq, a predicted model, not a curated record